ACCAGCUCGAGCCGGCGCUGCUCAAAGUCGUCAACCGCGCCUCGGGCACGAUGGCUGAUAUCCUCAAGGACCGGGACCUGGGCAUGAAGGCUGCCGACACGUCAGUUUUCUGUCGACAGUUCGACUCGCUCGCGGAUUUCCGCACAUUUUUCGGCGAGUUCGUUACUCCGCGCACUCGAGCUCAAGACAAUGCGGCCUCCGUUGAUCCAGGUAUCGCCGAAGUCGCGGUCGGGAACGAGACGCAGAUCGGCGAGCUGCUCGGCGCCGUAGCAGCAUUUCAAGCUGGCGAUCUCCCGGAUGUCCAAUUUGGUUUCGACGCCAACGAGACCAGUCUUUCCAAGGUCAGCCAGUCCCCCUCGAUGAGCGUCGUCUCUGCCCUUCAAGUGCCUUCGGUUCUUGCACUCUUCGAGUUCACGGCCAACUGCUUGCGUAAUUUACACGCGAAGGAGAACGGGUCGGCAAACAUGGGGGCCAAGUUCAACUCGCUUGCAGGAAGAUGGUACAAGAAGGCCCCCAAGCUGGUGGAGACUUCGACGACGUCGGCCAUGCUCAAGAGGAACGUCAUCACCGCAACCGCCAAGGGUCAGUAUCGGCUCCUCUCCGAGUACGUCAAGUCGUACAACAAGUGGCGCAUCGAGUGGUCGGCAGCGCUGCCAAGUCCACCAUGAUCCACGCGUGUGGGGUCGAGUGGACAUCUUCCAGCACGUGCUCAAGAGCGACAACGACUACGUCUCCUUCCGCGGCGACGAAGUAAAGGCCAUUUUUCACACCGUUUGAAUAUUAGAUAUCUCCAUUGUACUCUUA
Saprolegnia diclina VS20 is the source of this 804-nucleotide messenger RNA. RefSeq lists its product as hypothetical. The transcript has 4 exons. The record is from RefSeq and is a predicted model, not a curated record. Bases 51 to 668 code for a protein of 205 amino acids. NCBI's taxonomy places the organism in Eukaryota, Oomycota, Saprolegniomycetes, Saprolegniales, Saprolegniaceae.